This is a messenger RNA of Paramuricea clavata, 326 nucleotides long. NCBI's taxonomy places the organism in Eukaryota, Metazoa, Cnidaria, Anthozoa, Malacalcyonacea, Plexauridae. The record is from the annotation of a GenBank genome assembly.
CCGAAACUGCUGGAAAUCUGUGUAAUGCACGGACUCUUGGCUUAGAUACGAGAGUGAGAAAUGCAGCGACAAGGCUAUCAGAUGAAAAGCUUCUCGCUAAAUUAAGUGAAGGAGAUAUUGUGGCAAUCGAAGCACGAUACCAUAAAAGUUGUUUUAUAGCUCUCUAUAACAAGCUUCGUGUGACAUGUUCGCCGCUACUAGCAGAUUUUGAAAACGACAUUCUUUACGUUAUAGUCGUGACUGAAGUUGUAGAAUACAUAAGGGAAUGCAUUACAUCAUCAGAAGAUAUCACGCUUGUUUUUAAGCUCAGGGAAAUAAAGACGUUG